This is a messenger RNA of Lactuca virosa, 612 nucleotides long. The record is from the annotation of a GenBank genome assembly. Lineage: Eukaryota; Viridiplantae; Streptophyta; Magnoliopsida; Asterales; Asteraceae.
AUGCAUCCGGAUGAUGAUAAGAUGAAUUCAUUGGUUAGGAAGGUGGUUGAAAUUUUUAAUGGGACAACAUUAAAAGCAUUAAUCGGGGAUGAGCAUAAAGAUAGAAUGGAUGUUGAUAUUAUGAUUGGGCAUGCAAAGGAAGGAGAAAAAUCGGAUGAAGAGAUGAACCAAAUGCUUACUAAUUUAACCAACAAGAUGGGUAAGGAUUUACCAAGUGGGGUCAAGGGUUAUUCUGUAAUGAAUGUCGAUGGUACUACAAAUUUAAAUCUGAGAAUGGAGAGAAUGUCCCCAACAAUCCUGAAGCCAACUGGUAUGUGCAAUGAUAAGGUUCAGGUUGAGGAGCAGGGUGGUUCACAUAAGCAGUAUAUAGGAAAGGAAGUUGUAGUGUACAAUGGGAAUUCUAGUUUUGAUUCUCCGUGUAUAUUAACACCUGGUUGGAUAAAGCAAGUUGAUGAAAUAGAAAGAAACAACUCUAAAAAGAGUAUUAAAUUUAAAAUUGAUGGUCCAUCAUUUGCAUCUAGACUUGAUGAAUGUGCAGAUGAGAUGAAUACUUCGAAAAGGAUUGAUGGUAAUAAUGAUGCAGUUGUUGAUCAAAAGAAAGAGCUGAAAUAG